CUUCAUAUAUAGGCCACAAACUCCGGGUCAGACCCUCAUCGCUCUUCAGAUUCAGCUGUUCUCAAAGAUGCAGCGGGCGCGCGCAGACAUGAUGCUGGUCAGGAGAAAAUACAAGAGAUACUCCAAACACAAAAUGACCUACCUGGGUCUGAUCGCAUAUAUCAUUGAAAACGCUCCUGAGAAGAAAUUGACGUUUUACGAGUUAAUGAAAGCGGUGGCGAUAUUUGUGGAUGGCGACAGAAAAGGCCUUGAGAAAAAUAUCAGAGUCUGUUUAUCAUCGAACAGCUGCUUUGUAAAGGUGCCUGUGAAUCCGGAGUGCCCAAAUGCAAGGCGCAACUUUUGGAAAGUGGAUGAAAGUAAAUUCACCCCGAAGAUACUGCGACGACACUUCAGUGCUUUGCGCGACGUCCUCCCUGACUCUUAUGAAAGCAUGGAAAUGUCUUCUGUGAAGAAUGAAACGGAAAACCGGACGAGCUUCAAACGCCCAGAGGCUGAGAAGAAGUUUAUCAGCUCGUUUUCAAUAGAGUCCCUCCUGCAGAGGGAAAGCAGCGCCCCCCUGAGGAACACACCUGUACUUUCUGAAACUAGGAACCUGGAAAACCAGUUUGUGGGCCUCGCAGAUGGACAUCCUGUUUGGGCAUUCAAGAGGAAAACAUGCGACUGGCCCCAUCAGACUUCAUACGCCGAUUUUAGUAGAUCAUAUUCACCCUUUUACUUUCCUGCUCACUGUUUAGGACAAAUGAAUGAUGGCUGCUUUCCCUCCAGUGGAUCCUCCAAGAGGAUGUUCUCAUUCUCUAACCUUUCCUAUUGUUCAGCACCUGAGAGCAUCAGGCAGUUCACCUCAAAUGUAAACUGGGGCUACAUGUAAACUGCACUUACUUUUCUUCGUGUACAUAUCUUACUGAUUUAUUUUGCAUUGUUGAAAACUUCUGCCAACUUCUUAUUUUCCAAAUAAAACAUCACCGUUUGUUUUUAACAUGUAGAAAUGUUACGUUCCCAGGACGUUCUCAUAAUAUGUAACGAGUUCACUGUUCAUAUCAAAAUAUUGCCCUCCGCAGGACAAAGACUCAAACUGAAUAUUUCUACAUGAUUUCAAUGACUGUAACAUUUUUCUCGCACAUACAAGAGAUAGUAAGACCUAAAAUUAUUAAUAUCAAGAGUAAAAAAACAAACAAACAGAAAACCUGAAACCGGCAGUUACAUCUUUUGUCUAAAUGUUCUUCAAAAGCGCCAGCAGAUGGCAAUAUUAAAACAGACUUGUCGAGCAUUAUCAGCCUUACACACUUUCAUAGCAUUUUCCCAGAUGCACACACGCUUUAUUGUUUUUAUUUUAAUGUUUAUAAUACACAGACAUAAGCAUUGGAAU
Molecule: messenger RNA, 1366 nt
Organism: Carassius auratus (goldfish)
Lineage: Eukaryota; Metazoa; Chordata; Actinopteri; Cypriniformes; Cyprinidae
Product: forkhead box protein H1-like
Exons: 3
Coding region: 68-868 (266 amino acids)
Biological process (GO): regulation of DNA-templated transcription
Molecular function (GO): DNA-binding transcription factor activity; sequence-specific DNA binding
Source: RefSeq, a predicted model, not a curated record